UCGGAGAGAGGAGAGACGGACGACAAGACACAGAAAGAGAGAGAGUCCUCCCGGGGCACAGAUGCUCACUAAAUGGGGAGAGCCAACUCGGUAAUGGAAGAUGACGGACUUCCAAUAGCUGAGGCCUGCAGCAUGCCGAGUUUUAUCAGCAGUUUGGAGGAGGGGAGGGCGAAACUGUCCCGCAGCGCGGAAACUUCAGCCCGACGGGUCAUCAGCCGCUCAGACUCACGGUUCUCCCUCGACGGAGGCCGGAGGAGCGAGGGGGAGACGAGGGAUGCGGAGGGAAAUAACAAUAACAACUGCAAUGGGGCCGGGGCGAGGAGGAGGGCGAGCGCUGUGGAGAUUCUGAGGAGGAACUUCGGGGAUUCAAAGGCUUCCUCGCUGCAUGAAGGAAGCAUCAUAAACGCCAUUAAGCACGUACAUGAAGCCGAGGAGAGCGGGGACUGUGGGAAGUCCGAGGGAGAAACGGGUGGUAAAAACGAGCAGAACUCAAGUGAGGUAAAGACUUUAACAGUGGCCGAUCAGUGCCGUCAAACACGUGACAGUGACGGCAGCAGACCCACUCUGAGCGAGUCUUUUAUUGGCAAACAGCACGUCUACUGCACUGUUUACUGCAUCGCCGCCGACAGCCAUCAUCAUCAUCAUCAUCGAGCAGACGCAGGAAUCACGGAUGACGCGCCGGACACCGACGUGGGGCGGCAGGUGUCGGAGCCCAGCCCCGAGCCGGCCCUGUACACGCUGGACGACCUCGUGGACCCGUUCGGGGACAUCUCGCACCGGCUGUACAGGGAGCAGGCCGCCGCGGAGGGCUCGGUGCAGGGCUGCCGGGUGUGCCUGGAGGAGAGUACCAUUGCAGCCCUGCCCUGCUGCGGGAAGGCCGUGUGUGACGAGUGCGUGAAGCUCUACGUCAGCUCACAGGUGAGGGUGGGCAAAGCCCUCAUUAACUGUCCCAUCCCGGAGUGUAGCGGCACCCUGGAGGAGGGAUUGGUGAUUUCCCAUUUGUCCAAUGAAGAGGUAGCUAAGUACCAUUACUUUUUGGAGCUGAGUCAGCUGGACUCGAGCACCAAGCCCUGCCCCCAGUGCAGCAAGUUCACCUCUCUGAAGAAUCCCAACCUAAACCGCUCCGAGCACAAGUACAAGAUCCAGUGUAGCAAUUGCCAGUUUGUGUGGUGCUUUAAAUGCCACGCGCCCUGGCACAAUGGACUCAAAUGUCGGGACUACAGAAAGGGAGACAAGCUGCUACGAACCUGGGCGAGUGUCAUCGAGCACGGACAGAGAAACGCCCAGAAAUGUCCACAGUGUAAGAUCCACAUCCAGCGCACAGAAGGCUGCGAUCACAUGACCUGUACGCAGUGCAACACCAACUUCUGUUACCGCUGUGGGGAGCGGUACCGACACCUCAGAUUUUUUGGGGACCACACGUCCAACCUUAGCGUGUUUGGCUGCAAAUACCGCUAUCUCCCAGAUAAACCUCACCUUAGAAGACUAAUUAGAGGGUCUGUCUGUGCCACCAAGGUGUUGAUAGCUCCUGUGGUCAUUUUGCUGGUCAUAGUGAUCGGAGCCCUCGCACUGGUGAUAGGUUUGGUUGCUUUCCCAGUUUACUAUGUAUGCAAGAGACGGAAGAAGCAGCGCACCAGAGGCUCCGGACGGUGGAUCUGACCUCCAAGCGCACUCGGCUCACACAUCUUCUCAGGGACGGAUCUGCCAGCCUGAGACACGAGAAGACGGACUUCUCCAAAUUGAACGCCAACCGUUAACGGGGAUCUUGCAGAGAGAAGGAAGUACAUCAAACCCAGACUGAGGCCUCGAUCGUUGCACAUCAUCACAUCUGCAUUAUUUAUACUGCAUGGGACAACUCCGGGAAAAAGGAGUGCUAUAUCAGCAUGCUGGAUAUUGAAGCCGGAAAGGAAUCCAACUCCAUGUGUUUAAGUUGAGUUCUGAAUCAACCGCUGUGACGGGCUUUGCUCAUCACAUGGCUGAAAGGGAAUUUAUAAAUUCCUCCCAUUUCACAAGCUUUCGGCUAUGCAGCACUCUCCUACUGACAAAUACGCGCCAUGAACUGUUUUUUUUCCCCCACUGCUUUGUCACGCCUGUAACAACAGGAGAAUAAGUCCAAACACAGCUGAGCAGAACGUGCACUUUUGUUUUCCUCGUCAGAAUGUAUCAGCAGUGGUCAGCAUUCAUUGGAUGCUGCUGCAGGAAGGUUUGAGAGUGCUGGAUAAUUGAAUUUAUGAAGGGUGCCAGGAUCGCUGGCUGCCGGGAGAGCUGGACAAUGAAGGGCCUCGCAGGUGAAUGUCUCACACAUGUGCGAAAAUGUGUUUUCCCUCCUUUUUUUUUUCUUUUUUUUUCCUUUUUGCAAAAGGAGCGGGAAAAAGCGAGCCAUGGAUGCCGCUUUAGGAACAAGCCAUUGUGGGGAAAUGAGUUCUCAAGGAUGUAACGAGAGCUGGACAUUGACUUCAUUCAUCUUUCCCAGGUGGAAACUCGGUUUUCUUGUCAGUUAUGGAAAAUUUCCAUCGCAAUUUGAGUCAUAUGCUGAGAGAGAGGGGAAAAAAAAGCUGAAAGGAAGGUUUAUACUUGACAAGUCAAGUCCACUCCAUAUCUCAAAUUCUAGCUUGAAGGUUCAGAAAAAUGGGUGUGUCCCUUGGUUUUAAAGGCCACACACACACACACACACACACACACACACACACACACACACACACACACAAACCACCGACACCUUUAGAAAAUUAAACAUUGGAAGUGCUAGUUGAAUUUUAACAGCCCCAUCUUUUUAUAUAUUUCUCUAUCGGCUCCUCAUUCCACCCGUCCGUCUUCCUCGCUGUCCCGUUGCUUGUCAUUUCUCCGUUUGGGCCCAGUAAAUGUUGUCUCACACGGCCUCCCCGCAUGGCGUUACUCGUCUGCUGUGUCCACAUUCUCUAGGUUAGCACCUGCAUCAUCGUAAAUAAUGAAAAGACAAAAAGAAAACGCUGAAUGCAGAAGAGAAAGUUGAUCCUCUUCUUCUUCUUGUAGAGUGCACGUCAGAUAGGAUUGGACUCAGACUGCUGUUUUUAAAAGUGCAGAAAGCCAGUAAAAAUAUUAUAAAGACAGGUGAGACCAGUGUUCAGUGCACUUAAUCACGAUUUAUAUUUGGAUCCCAGUUAAAAGAUUGUUUGUUUGCUUCGUUGAAGAGUUGUUACUGAGAGAUCGGUUUUCUUUCGGAGCUUUGAUCGUGCUUUUUAGCGCACAGAUACUUUCCUCUUAAAUCAUUAACACUGGCAAAACCGCACAAAGUCCUGCCAGGAGAUUUUCAAAAGUUUUAAAGGUCUCCACCUGGCAGCAGAAGAGUGACCCGCGAUGUCCUCCUCUCAUCCCACUCUUCUCCCAGCUUUCUUUUUUUUUCCCCCCCUUUCUUUUACUGCAUCUUUAUUUUUCACUUCAUAUCUCAUCCUUCCAAUUAAAUGCCACAAAUGGGUUAAAAUCCACUGAACUUGGGAAAACUCCCCCAAACUGGAUGCAAAAACAACUUUCCAAAUCAGUCUCGAGCAUUUACGUGUUGAUCACACUGCUCCGUGGAGUAAUGUGUUCUGUUUUAUUCUGAAUUAAAGAUUUCCACUUUAUUGGUGACCCUUUGAAAGCUCAAAAGACAGGAAUAAGCACAAAGUAAAUUCAUAGAAGUGAUGAUGCACUGCCACCUGGGAGUGUAGGGAUUGAUACAUUGAUGAGGAAUUGUCCAUUUCAAAUCUACAAAUCUGUAGUGGAUAACCGUUAGAAUCAAAAAAUUGAUUCUGUUACAGUACAUUUCAUCCCUCAAUCGUCACUCAAGGAUCAAUAACGAAAGACAAAAAGCAGGAUGGAGGUCGGGCUGUGCAAAACCAUUAGUGUUGCUUAUUAUCCCAGGGAUCUCAAACAGUUUCCGUGUCUGGAAGUUGAUAAACACCAAGAUACAGGUAUAGUUACGCUGUACAUACGUGUUUGUAAAGGACACUGAAACUAUGUUGUUACACACUGAUUUCAGUCGUUAUCAGAGGUCCCGACUCUGGGUUGAACCCACUCUCAGGGAGUUUGUUUUCUCUUCACUGUACCCAGAGCCCUCCAUCUACAUGAGCUGUGCCAAAGGAAUCACAGAACAACCGUCGCAGACUCAAAAAUGCUUCCUGAUAGCUUUGGCCGCCGCUGCCUAGCAACCGCAUUGAAUUCCAGGAAGCCAGAGCACCGUAGUUACAAAGGAGAUGUUUUAAUGUUGCCAGCGCUGCCUGACUCAGCUGGAUUUGUGAAGGCCGAAUAGAAGUCAGGGAUUACAUCUGGUCCUCUAAAGAGAGGGGUGGGUGGAAUUAUGUAUAAGUCAGCGAUGGGAAAACAGAAUGUCUAAAUUAUGGAGCAAAUGAACCCUUAAACAGCCUGGCUGACAGUAGUUCACAUGUAUCAUAUGCACAGAUGUUUUCUCCAAUUGCUCAGCUAGUACCACACUGACAUGUUUAACUGCUGCUUUUUAUUGACUGUAUGCAGUGGACAUCUGUUCUUAAUAUUGUCCUCAUUUGAGUAAAGUUUUUCAUUUAUAUAACGUAAAGUUACUUUCAUUCACUAUGGGCUUUUGGCAAUAUCAUGAACCAGUGUUUUUCUACUGUCUCUGUUGCAUUUGACCAAAACACUAGCCCUUUAUGUCCACUGCUGCACCACCCAAACUAUUUAAUCAACCAACGUGUUGCCAGAGAUUUGUUUUUUGCUCGGUUUUGCACUUGUAAAUGCAAAUAACUAAGGUUUUGUUACAACAGGGCACUUGUCCUGAUCGGCCUGAUUUAUUUGUUUUCUUUGCUGGGAUGUCCUGGCUCCCCACUGUGUUAUUUGAUAAUAUUACAGUCUCAGUCAUAUUGGCAUGAUUAUGAAAUGGUGCCUUCACAGCAAUUAACGGUCCUAUAACCAUUUUAUUGUUCAGGGAUACUGCAGAGAAUAAAAAUGGACGCAACCAACAACAACAACAAAAAUCUUACACAAACUGGCCUUUAUAUGCAUUACAUCCUAGAAAAUGUAUGAAUACAUCCAAUAACUUAUGUUCUGGGUGUAAGCUACAUCCCUAAAUCGCUUGUUAUUUUGCACAUGUAAAAGUGUCACUUUAUUUUGGCUCACACAGCCUCACUUUUGUAAUAAAAAGUGUGACCCCUGCCUCAGAUGGACAUCUAAAGGCCAACACAGAAUAAUUAUACAAAAUAAUAUAUCAUUUUCAUUACAACACAUGCCUUGUUAUGGAAAUUGUAUAGCAGCACAGGAGGUGUUAUUGGUAACUUCAGGCUGGCUUUUUCCUCUGUAGACAUACAAACUUGUACGAACAACAGUAAUGCGUUUAUAUGUAUACAACACUAUGUUUCAAAGUGUCCCCUUACAAAGAAAUGUCAGAAACUUGAUGGAUGUGCUGCUUCUUUGCACCUGAUAACAUUUUUUUUUCUCCCAACGGCUGCCUCUGUCAGAGAUUCCUGCUGAUAUUACAGUUGCUCACUUAGCCAGGCACAAACACUGUUUUAUCUGGUGAUUAAAAGGAGAAUAAAAUAAACCGAGACACAUACAAUAACGUGAAUGUGUUUUUAUUCAUGUCAGCAAGCAUAUAGCAGACAUCUACACAGCCAGGUGGAAGCGAGCAGGGGUUGAACCCACUUAUCUCUGAUGGAUGUCUCUACAGACCGGCUGUGUGGUAAUACUUUACCUUGUGAUUACAUGUUUUCGUCAGUAGGGGUCGCAAGUUCACCAAAAGAAGUAUAAUCCCAUGACAGUUCUGAAGAUGACUGUACAAAAACAGGUAGCAAAUGAAUAAAUAAAUGGCGCUUUAUUUAAAGUCAUUUGAAUGAAUACUAAUAUAUACAAAUAAGAAAAAACAAGAGUCGGUGACAAAAAGUGGGUAGGUGUUUCUUUUUUAUUUAAUAGAAACUAUUUAGUUGCAUUGCCAUGAAAGUCAAUCAACCGGUGUUUGAAGAUUUUGUAUUUUAUGCUAAAAAUGAACUUAUUUUCUUCAGAUUUUUUUUUAUUCCACUUCUCCGUUUGGUACAUUUCAUAGUGGGUGGGUGUUUCUUUUUCUUCUUAUAUUUAAUAGAAACUAUUUGUUCAAAGUCACUUGAACGAAUACUAAUGUAUACAAAUAAACAAAAACAACAAGAGUCGGUGACAAAA
Messenger RNA from Cololabis saira (Pacific saury), 6138 nucleotides. It is a transcript of the gene rnf217, whose product is annotated as ring finger protein 217. Gene Ontology annotation, biological process: ubiquitin-dependent protein catabolic process; positive regulation of proteasomal ubiquitin-dependent protein catabolic process; protein polyubiquitination. Gene Ontology annotation, molecular function: ubiquitin protein ligase activity; zinc ion binding; ubiquitin conjugating enzyme binding. The record is from RefSeq and is a predicted model, not a curated record. The transcript is spliced from 7 exons. Gene Ontology annotation, cellular component: cytoplasm; ubiquitin ligase complex. NCBI's taxonomy places the organism in Eukaryota, Metazoa, Chordata, Actinopteri, Beloniformes, Belonidae. The coding region runs from base 73 to 1659 and encodes 528 amino acids.